This is a messenger RNA of Lodderomyces pseudojiufengensis, 813 nucleotides long. RefSeq names its product Ist1p (gene IST1). Gene Ontology annotation, biological process: protein transport. The record is from RefSeq and is a predicted model, not a curated record. Bases 1 to 813 code for a protein of 270 amino acids. The transcript has a single exon. Lineage: Eukaryota; Fungi; Ascomycota; Pichiomycetes; Serinales; Debaryomycetaceae.
AUGCCAAAACCAAUUCCACCUCAUUUAAAUCCAAUACGAUUGAAAACCAAUCUUAAAAUGUCAAUAUCAAAAUUAAAAUUUAUUCAAGAUAAAAAAAUUGCAAUAACAAAACAACAAAGAAGACAAUUAGCAGAAUUAUUAAAACAACAAAAAGAAUCAUCUGCCAAAAUAAGAGUUGAAAAUAUUAUUCGAGAUGAUAUAUAUAUUGAACUUUUGGAAAUUUUAGAAUUAUAUUGUGAAUUAUUAUUAGCAAGAAUUAAUUUAAUCUUGGAUAAGCCCAUAAUUGAUAAAUCUUUAUUUGAAUCAAUUAGUUCUAUAAUUUAUUCAGCUCAGUCUACAGAAUUAAAAGAAUUAACUUUAAUCAAAGAUAUUCUUGUACUAAAAUUCAAUAAUACCACGGAACCUAUAAAUAAAGAAUUUUUUGAAAAUUUAAAUAAUUAUGUUCCAGAUAAAAUUAAAAGAAAAUGUGAAAUUGAUCCUCCAAGUGAUGAAUUAGUUAAUUGUUAUUUAAUUGAAAUUGCUUUAGCUUAUAAUGUUCCUUAUUCAGGAUUAAAAAAUAUAAAAUUAGAUGAUGACGAGGAAAAUGGAAAUGAUAUCACCAAAAAAGAUGAUGAUAAUAAUAGUGAUGAUGGUGAAGGAGGAAAUGGUACUAAGGAAAAAAUUAAAGAUAUUGAAUCCCCGCUAGCGGAAUUAGCUGAUAAACCUAGUGUUUCUAAUAGUACAAAAUCUAAGGUUGAACAACCAAUUAAGCAACAAAAUGAUUUUGAUGCAUUAGCUGCAAGAUUUGCUGCUUUGAAGAAAACACCAAAAUAA